AUGCCCGGGGCUCCCAACACUCUCGUGCCCGAAGACCAGGCGCUUGUGGAGACGGCGCACGAUAUCGAGGCCAAACUCCAUCCCCACAGCCACGAUGGUCUCGAGGAGAGAUUGCAUCCGGCGCAGGAGGUUGGGUUAAAGAUGUUGUUGGCGGGCGUGUCCAACUCUACAUCUGCAUGUGUGACGAACCCGGCGGACCUGGUCAAGGUCCGCCAACAGUUGUUUGUAAAGCAGGGUUCUGGUUUCUCCCCCGGCUUCUUCCACACUCUGGUCGGCAUGGUGCGUCAGGAAGGCGUGUUCAGUCUCUGGAACGGAGUGAGCGCAUCCAUCCUUCGCGAGAUGAGCUACUCGGGUAUCCGUAUGGGUGCAUAUGACGGGAUGAAGAAUGUCAUCCUCGACGUCGCGCCCUCUCUCGACGCUCAAGACGUCAGCGUCAAGCUCGGAGCUGGUCUACUUUCCGGCAUGUUGGGAAGUGCGAUUGCUAACCCGGCCGAUCUGCUCAAGGUGCGCUUGCAGGCGGUUGGGGGAGCGCAGCUGGGUCUCGCGGGGCAUGCGCGGGCCAUCUGGCAUGAGGCCGGUGUGGCGGGCUUCUACAAGGCCGUGGUACCGACGAUUCUUCGCGCUGGCGUCCUCACAUCGUCCCAGCUCGGCUCAUACGAUGUCGCCAAGCACUUUGUCCGAUCCCAUUACUCCCAACACUUUCCAGAGGGGAUAACGACGCACCUCCUCUGUUCCGGCUUUGCCGGUUUCAUGUGUUCGGUCACCUCGGCCCCGAUCGAUACGAUCAAAGUGCGCGUGAUGAACGACUCGGCGGGGCGGUUCAAGGGCUCAGCAGACUGCGCGUACCAGCUCCUACGCUACGAGGGCCCUCUGGCACUGUACAAGGGUUUCUUUGGGUGCUGGAUCCGGCUGUGGCCACACACGGUCAUCAGCUUGAUGCUGCUCGAACAGUUGCGCAAGGUUGUCGGGCUCAAGCCGAUCUAG
This is a messenger RNA of Cutaneotrichosporon cavernicola, 984 nucleotides long. RefSeq lists its product as uncharacterized. The coding region runs from base 1 to 984 and encodes 327 amino acids. The record is from RefSeq and is a predicted model, not a curated record. The transcript is spliced from 4 exons. Lineage: Eukaryota; Fungi; Basidiomycota; Tremellomycetes; Trichosporonales; Trichosporonaceae. Gene Ontology annotation, molecular function: transmembrane transporter activity.